UUAUUAAACCCUAGGCUAUAGAUUUUAGAUUAGAGAGAGGCUCUUCCUGCAUUUCGACCAAAAUCGUCACCGUAACGACCUCGGCGGCGGCACUGAGUCAUCAACCCCGGUGCAUAGAGAAGAAGAGAAUUAGGUUGGAUGGAGCAGAGGCUAGCAAAUUCAUGGCGCCAAACCAUAAACGAGAAGAAAUUCAUAGAGACCGCACUCUUGUCGGAGCUCCGAGUUGACGGUCGGCGCCCCUUCGACUACCGCAAGCUCACCAUCAAGUUCGGCAAGGACGACGGCUCCUCGGAGGUCCAGCUUGGCCACACUCACGUCAUGGCCAUCGUCUCCGCCCAACUGCUCCAGCCCUACAGGGAAAGGCCAAACGAGGGCACACUCGCCGUCUUCACUGAAUUCUCCCCCAUGGCCGACCCUUCCUUCGAACCCGGCCGCCCAAGGGAGUCCGCCGUCGAGUUAGGCCGCAUUAUUGAUCGCGGGUUGAGGGAGAGCCGAGCCGUCGAUACAGAAUCGCUCUGUGUCCUCUCUGGGAAGCUCGUUUGGGCGGUUCGCAUUGAUAUCCAUAUUCUUGACAAUGGAGGGAAUCUUGUUGAUGCUGCUAAUAUUGCUGCUCUGGCUGCUUUGUUGACGUUCCGGCGGCCAGAAUGUUCGUUAGGGGGAGAAGAUGGUCAGCAAGUUGUGGUGCAUCCUCCUGAGGUGCGUGACCCAAUUCCUUUGAUCAUACAUCAUCUUCCUAUAGCUGUGACGUUUGGAUUUUUCAGCAAUGAAAAUAUUAUGGUGAUAGAUCCAACAUACCAUGAAGAGGCUGUACUGACCGGUCGGAUGACUGCUACAGUGAAUGCAAAUGGUGAUGUUUGCUCCAUUCAAAAGGCAGGUGGGGAAGGAGUAUCUCAGCAAGUUCUCAUGCAUUGCUUGAAACUAGCUCAUGUUAAAGCUGGUGAUAUUACAGCCAAGAUAAAGGAUGCAGUUGAAAUAUACAACACUCAAAGGGCACUACGGAAGAUUAAACGUCAUUCCACUUCUGUUGCCAUGGAUGUAUGUGGUACCCCUGCCAAAUCAAGAGAAAAGCAAAAUCAAUUAGAUGGUAGUCAUUUAGACCAGUCAAAGUUUAAAGAUGAGGCAAGCUCUAUGGAAUGUGAUGCCACAUCAUCUGGACAGGAACAAAGUAACAAGAGAGAUGGAGUUUCUAAUAAAUUUAUUGGCGGGCCUUCAAGCUGGGAUCCGUACUCAGAGUGUGUCAAUUCUGAUCUUCUAAAAGCAUCUCUAGCAUCACAUGCAGGACCGGCAACUCAUAGAAAGCAGAAGGGUUCAAGAAGUGAGACUAAGGCAGAGGAACCACCACAGGAAAUGACGACAGAUUCUUCACCAACUGCCGCAGGUCUAGAUGCUGCCCAGAAUAUUGAAGGUAAGACGCUGAAGGAUGCCGUUAAGCCCAAGAACAAAAGAAAGAAAAAAAGGCUGCCUUCCGAUAGUGGAAAUUAAGUGUGCUGUUGUCAGUUGGACUAAUUGCCACUGACCAUAUAUUUUGUCUAAAGUGUUUAUCUGUACCAUUUCUAUUGUUUUUGCCUUUUUGGUUUGAACAAAAGUUUUAGCCAGGACGUUUUAAGGAUUUGGAUACACAAAUUCUGACCAAUUAUGUGACAGUAUUCACUAAUUCUUCAUAAUGAAGUAAGAUUAUUUAACUGUUA
This is a messenger RNA of Arachis ipaensis, 1688 nucleotides long. NCBI's taxonomy places the organism in Eukaryota, Viridiplantae, Streptophyta, Magnoliopsida, Fabales, Fabaceae. The record is from RefSeq and is a predicted model, not a curated record.